AGUGCUAUGUGAGAGGCAAACAGCACCAUAUCCACCUAAGAGAUUCUUCUUACAGGGUUUUGAGAGAAAUCAAAAACAACAGUUGAGAAUCAUGAAAGUCAGAUUGUUCCUUGGUGUUCUGCUAUUACUAGACCUUUUAAGUUCCUGUUAUUUUUAUAAGUCAAAUACUUUGCCUGAUAUAGAAGACACACAGUUUAUUAAGGAGUGCGUGAAUGCUCAUAACAACUUUCGGUCCAAGGUGAAUCCACCAGCCAGAAACAUGCUUCACAUGUCCUGGGACUCUGCUUUAGCUAAGAGUGCCAAAGCAUGGGCAAAGCGAUGCCACUUUGAUCAUAAUGUCUACCUUACAGUACCAGGAAAAAUGCACCCUAACUUUACUCCAGUUGGAGAAAACAUCUGGACUGGCUCUCUCUCUCUCUUCUCUGCGAGUGCAGCUAUCCACAACUGGUAUAAUGAAGUCACAGACUACAAUUUUGAGACCCGCUAUUGUACAAGAAAGUGUGGCCAUUACACCCAGGUUGUUUGGGCCACAAGUUACAAAGUUGGCUGUGCAGUUCAGUUCUGUCCUAGAGUUACAGGUUUCAAAGGACUCACCAAUGGAGCACAUUUUGUUUGCAACUAUGCACCAGCUGGGAAUUAUCCAACACAGCCUUAUAAAACAGGAGCAGCAUGUAGCGACUGCAAUGGUGAAAAGUGUGUGGACAAGCUCUGUGAAAAUCCAGAACGUGAGACAUUGAAAAGUUACUCCAGUUGGUAUCCAGACUGGGACAUACCUCCACACCCCAACCCCUCUGGUGCUCCACACCCCAACCCCUCCGGUGCUCCACACCCCAGCCCUCCACGCUCCUCAUGUGACCAAUACUGUAUUACUGUUUUAGUAGUAAGGCUACUGUUUGUGUUACUGAUUUUUGGUGCUGUCUUCCUAGUACAAUGGCAGUAUCCCCAGAUAUUUAUAUAUGAGUAAUCUCCAUUUGCCUCCUAUUGUCAGUGUACAUAAGCAUUAGUACCAGCCAGUUUUCCUGGGCUGCUCAUGGUUGUUUGGGACAAGGAGGAGGAGGAGAUGUGCAUGUUAACUAUUCAAUCAAAGCCAGAGAUUUUGUACCUCUCUGCACCCCAGGCAUACCUCUUCGAUGUCCAUUCUUUUCCCUAAGAAACACCUUAGAAUUUAAGGCCAGAAGGUGACAGCUUUAGACAUUUCACUAUAACUGCCUUCUCCUAACCAUCACCAUUGUCAAGUAAUGAUGUCCCUUAAACACAUCAUGAGAAUUACCCCAGUUUGCUGCUCCAGGCCAAUGGGGGCUGCGGGAAGCGGCGCGGGCCAAGGGACAUACUGGCCACCAC
Messenger RNA from Gopherus evgoodei (Goodes thornscrub tortoise), 1341 nucleotides. RefSeq names its product glioma pathogenesis-related protein 1-like. Gene Ontology annotation, cellular component: extracellular region. NCBI's taxonomy places the organism in Eukaryota, Metazoa, Chordata, Testudines, Testudinidae. The transcript has 6 exons. The record is from RefSeq and is a predicted model, not a curated record. Bases 92 to 964 code for a protein of 290 amino acids.